AUGGUAUUCAGCGCCAACGGCAUCUGCUGCAGUCUCCGACUGGACCAAUCACGCGUUUUCCUCCCGUCAACACAACAGACCGAGACGAAACCUUCAAUAUCCGGCACUCUCUGCCUAUCACUUUCGGGUGACACUCCAAUUCGGGGCAUUUCCGUCCAGGUAAAAGGACAAACAAAACUACCGUUCCAGGAAGGCAUAAUCUCGUCAACAAGCCAUGAAGAGGUUACAUUCGUCAGAUCCCAGACCCUGGCGUCGUCAAAGAAAAUGGCAUCGUUCAUCCUGCCUGCCGGUAAAUACGAAUUCCCGUUCGAUGUUCCGCUAGACCCCAACAUGCACGAGACGAUCGCCGGCCCGAACCACGAGUACCACUCCUAUAAAGUAUACGGAAUCAUUGAGCGACGGUUCUAUCGCAACCACGUGGUUUCGGAACCAAUCCGGAUAUAUAGACCUGCCGUGGAGGAUUCAAGUGUGAUUUUGCUUUCGGAUCCAAGGGUGGCCGAAGACCUCUCCGAAGCGACCAUCCCAUACAGCAUUUCGAUUCCCCACAAGAAGAUCCCCUUCGGAUCCACGUUCCCCGUCAAUUUCUGGAUGGCGCCUUUAAACAAAGGUCUGAAGAUGAAAUCAAUCAAUCUCGCGGUAGUUGAAAAACAUUCCAUCAAGAUCGAAGCGCCCGCAGCAUACGCCACACGAUACGGAGUGAGACAUCUUACCUCGGCAAAAGAUCACAUCCUCUUCACUGAACACCAUGAAGAACACGAAGACGACUAUCUAGCUCCCGCAUCGGAAUGGUAUGAUAUCGAGUGGAGCACAACCAAGGCCGUGUCGUUACCGAAGAGUCUGAAUGAAUGCACACAGCGCGUCAAAUCAAACCAUAUCCAAAUCCACCAUGAACUGGUCUUCACGGUCGAGCUUCUGCAUGCGGAGGGCCGUCGAACCUUGAUCAGAGGAUCCCUCCCUUUCAGCAUCGUUAUGCUACCAGAGUUAAAUACACCAGACGGAGCGGUUUGCGGUUUCACUCUCGAACAAUUUCUGCAUGACUACGACUCCCCUCCGCCAUUGUACGGCGCUCAUACGAGUGAUCCCAUGUUGACCGGCAAUCUCGCGGGCGUGGAAUCAAGUAGCGAAGGCCAGAAUGAAUCACUCACGGCCCCCGCAGAUUUACCUUGGGCUCCCUGCUACGAUCUGAUUUUUGGCUGCUCGCCUGACUACGAAACCCUCAGUCUGCCGCAGGGUCUAGUGUGAAAGCUGCCAUCCAACCUCAGGAUGAUCAAUUAUGAACCCACGCUACGGAAUUAUCUGCUUAAAGCAGAGAAACAGGCUACAAAUAGCCUGAACUCGACAGGAAUCCCAUCAGAACCAGCCAGACAGGUCAGCUCUGGCAACUCACCACCAGCUCGGGUGCUACGACCUAGUGGUUUCCAUGUCUGCGCUUGCAGGGCCUGCACUAAACGACGGGAUUGUCCAUGAAGCUUCAGCUAUUACCCAGAACAUGGCUCUCCAAUCUCCCCGAGUUCGGAUUGCGGUCCGAGAAAUGUAAAUCGAAUCUAAAGAUGUACCGCGGAAGAAAUAUGGUCCUACUACCAUCAUUACUAGCCUUUGCUAUCUCAACCAUUCAGUGCCAAAUGAUUCAUCAUUUGUCUGGAAAAACCUAUCUAAUUACCUUCU
Molecule: messenger RNA, 1665 nt
Organism: Aspergillus steynii IBT 23096
Lineage: Eukaryota; Fungi; Ascomycota; Eurotiomycetes; Eurotiales; Aspergillaceae
Product: arrestin C-terminal domain-containing protein
Exons: 5
Coding region: 1-1242 (413 amino acids)
Biological process (GO): ubiquitin-dependent endocytosis
Cellular component (GO): plasma membrane; cytosol; cytoplasm
Molecular function (GO): protein-macromolecule adaptor activity; ubiquitin protein ligase binding
Source: RefSeq, a predicted model, not a curated record